Ciona intestinalis (vase tunicate) is the source of this 2918-nucleotide messenger RNA. The record is from RefSeq and is a predicted model, not a curated record. NCBI's taxonomy places the organism in Eukaryota, Metazoa, Chordata, Ascidiacea, Phlebobranchia, Cionidae.
UUCGUUUUCCUUUAUGUUUCGACCCAACACGAUGUUUUCACAGUUUAGUUUGAAACCAUUGGAAGAAGUUGCAGUUUUUGUUUCUUUUCAGUUGUUUUAAGUUCCUAAGUUGAAAUGGAUUUGUUCUGUUUUUGUUUAUGGUUUUCCUUGGUUUGUUUUUCUUUCUCGGGCUUAGCUGUUGCGCAAAGCGGCAGAAUGUUUAGAAGUUCAUGUGCUAUGUGUGCAGAGAACGAACAGUGCGUACAAGAACCAGAUGGUUCAGUGAUCUGCCUGCCAGAGGAUUUUCAAUGUCCAUCUGAACUAUGCUCUGAUAAUGGAGACUGUUUCCCAGAAGGUCAUGAAAUUCGGUGUGAAUGUUACCCUGGUUGGUCUGGUGAAUUCUGUGAAGUUAAUAUUGAAUAUCUUGAACAUGAACUUCCAUGUGGUGACUGCGAACCACCAUGCAUGCCACAUGAAGAGUGUAUAAGGCGGAAUGGUGAAGCACAUUGUGUUGAGCGGGACAUUGGGUGUCCGGGAUGUGAGCAUGGGGAGUGUCUGAUGGUGGAAGGAGUAAGAUUAAUAUGUGUUUGCUAUGAAGGUUGGUUUGGUCAUCACUGCGAAAUGAAUAGAAACCUCAUCGCACAUGAUUGUGACCCACCAUGCGAGAAUGGAAAAAAAUGUGUUUUUAAUGAAAGAAGUGAAUCUGAUUGUGUUAUAUUUGAUGAGGAAGAUUGCUCCAAUGAACUUUGCUCUUCUCAUGGAGUUUGUGAUCUCACUCAUCUGUAUCCAAGGUGCGAUUGUGAUGAAGGAUGGUUUGGUCAUCACUGCGAGCGUAGUAAAGAUAAUGAUGAUGGUCACGAUGGCGAUGGCCACAAAAACAAUGGUGACGGCCACAAUGGCAAUGGUGACGGCCACAAUGGAAAUGGUGACGGCCACAAUGGCAAUGGUGACGGCCACAAUGGCAAUGGCGACGGCCACAAUGGCAAUGGCGACAGCCACAAUGGAAAUGGCGACGGCCACAAUGGAAAUGGCGACGGCCACAAUGGAAAUGGCGACGGCCAUAAUGGCAAUGGUGACGGACAUAAUGGUGACGGCCACAAUGGCAACGAAGGAGAUAAUGAGUGCCACCCACCAUGUGAACCACCAAGCAGAUGUGUUAGGGGAAGAGGAAGGAGGGAAAGAGGAGCUCCUCAAUGCAUGCAACCACCAAGAGGCUGUGAAUCUGAAUCUUGUGUUAAUGGAAGGUGUAUGGAUACCCGAUAUGGUUUCAAAUGUCAAUGUGACGAAGGAUGGUUUGGUAGAAGAUGUGAGAUGCAAGACACAGAUGAAUCCUCCGGGUAUCCUGAUAAAGAGAAGGAGUGUCAUCCUCCGUGUAGAGGACACAAAAGAUGUAUGAAGAUUGGGAGUGGACCAGCAAGGUGCAUUAAAACAGGAAGAUCAGUUGAAGCGGUUCCACAACCAACCUCAUGCCUACAACUUCCAUGCAAGAAUGAAGCUACAUGUGUUAGUGAUCUUGUGACUGGGUUCAGAUGCAAAUGUACGAAUGACUACACCGGUACCUUGUGUGACAAACCCAUCCCAUAUUCAAACACCAGUGUCUGUUACACCAAACCUUGCAAGAAUGACUGUGUAUGUAUACCAUCAUUAACACAUGAGAUGGGAUACAUAUGUCGUGGGGGAAAUGGAUUCAUUGGAAAGAAUUGCACAAUAGCUAUCCCAAUCUUGAACUGCAACAAAAACGAAAUUCAAAUUUCAAUUUCCCAACAAUUCUACCUUGAAUUUGACGCCAAACUUCGCAACAGUUACAUGUACAUAUCUGCCAGUAUAUCAGAACAACACGACUCUAACAAUAUCUGCCAAGGAACUUUAGUCAACGGCAGUUACAUCUUCAAACUCAACCUUCCAUUUAACGACUGUGGGACAAAACAAACUUAUAACACCGACCUUGUAUCGUUUACCAACAAAAUCUGGAUCAACCGACAUCUAUCCGGUAACUUUGACAUGCCGGUACCGGUGAUACAGUUCACGUGCAUCUACUCGAGUGAAUACAGUGUGGUGAUGUCACUUCAACCUGUAGUAAACGUAAGCAUGCAGAACAUCACCGAGUACGGAAACUUUGAAGCCGUUGUGAAUAUUUGUCGAAUUAAAUCUUGCCCGUCUGCUUGUCCUACUCAACAUUCAUUGAAUGAUGGAGCAGCAUAUACAGUUGGUGACCAGGUUCAUCUAUCUGUUAGUACAACCAAUAUUACAAAGGCAUUCAUCCGCAACCAAACCACCAUCACAGUGAAGGAAAUGUAUUUAUCUUGUUCUCGAUACCAAGACUCUGGUUCGGCCAUUCAAUUAAUACACCAAGGUUGUUCAGUGGGUUCUGGGAUCUCCAUGUCAGUAACCACCGGCAACACAAAUAACUCAACAGUGCCAGCGUGUGUCUCGUUUCAACUUCCCAUUUCAUCAAGCUCAAACUGCCGAACGAUAUUCAUACAUAUAAGACUUCUUCUGUGUUCUAAUGAACAACUGCAGGAAUGUUCUUCUGGAUCUGGGAUCAUGAAAUGUCCCUCAAGGAGAAAGAGAUCAAUCAAUGAUGCUGAAUUGGAUGCAGUGGUUGGUCCUAUCUCUGUGAUCCCAGGAGAGCAGGGAGGAGACAUCCUAGAAGUGUGGGAGGGAGAUAGAUUUGCUCCACUAGGUGAUGUUUGGAGCAGAAAUUCACGACUUUAUGGGGUGCUGGAUCAAUCGGAUCCAACUGAGUUUGGUUUACAAACUGAAUAUGUUUGGUUCGUUGUUGGAAUCGUCUCCUUAUCUCUGUUCGUUGUAGCACUCCUAGUGGCCAUUAUAUGGAGAUUAUGUCGUCGACGUUGCGCUACAGCUAAUAUUACCCCGAAAUAAUUUUUUUGUUAUUUAUUUAUAUUUGUUGUUGUGCAAUACAUUCAUCCAAUGGUUCA